AUUUUUCCCAAUCGAAAAAAGGAAUAAACUCACAAAAGUAAUACAUCGAACAAGGAGAAAAUCCCGAGACUACUUGGCGAAGCCUUCGCGCGUGUUCUUUUUUCAUACAAUGACAGAAAACGGUCACUCUAACCCAUCCGAGCAUAGCCCUCUGCUGCAAAAUGGCCAACCUACGGUGAACGGGACGUUUACUCACAGCAGCGGAUCCUCGCCGUCCGACUCGGAAUGUUCAACGCCAAUCCUCGCCGCCGACCUCGAGAGGGUCGUCAGCGCGGCCGAGGAUGCCGGUCUCCCGGGCCCAGGUAUUGGGGGAGGCGGUAGAAGCGACGCCAACGAGGCCCGGAACGGUUCGAGUGGCGGUGGCGGCAGCAGGAGGCCCGGGUCACCUCCCCCAAACAUGAAGCUUCUGAUGCCCGCCAUCAGCAUCGGCGUUUACCUCUGCGCCGUGGACCAGCUCCUGGCCGUCGCAACGUACGCCAAGAUUGGCAGCGACCUGAAUGCCUUGAACAGCACAUCCUGGGUAGCAACCGCUUACUUUCUCACCCUCACAAGCUUCCAGCCCCUAUCCGGCAAGCUCAGCGACAUCUUCGGGAGGAAAGAGUGUCUCCUCGCUUCGUACUUCAUCUUUGGCCUGGGAUGUCUUGGAUGCGGGCUUGCCCGGGAUAUGAAUCAAUUGAUCAUUGCAAGGGCCGUCUCUGGCAUCGGUGGCGGCGGCAUGACCAGUGUUGUCAGCAUAUUACUCACAGAUCUGGUCCCCUUACGGGAGAGAGGAGUAUGGCAGGGCUAUAUUAACGUCGUUUACGCCAUGGGAUCCGCGACCGGCGCCCCCAUAGGAGGUCUACUCGCCGACUCUGUCGGUUGGCGGUGGUCCUUCAUCGGCCAGUUCCCCAUCUGUCUUGCUGCCUUCGCCGCAGUCUACUUUAUUCUCAAGUCGCCCGACGCGGGACAUUCGCACUGGAAGGAGAAGCUUGCCAAGAUCGACUUUCUCGGAGCAGCCUGUCUCAUCGCUGCCGUCUUCUCUCUCCUGCUGGCGUUGGACAACGGAAGCAACAACGGCUGGAGUGAGCUGUUCACGGUGGUCUCGCUGGCCCUCGCCCCCUUUCUUUUCAUCGUCUUCGUCCUGAUUGAGAUGAAGGUCGCAUCGCACCCCUUCGCACCCGGUCACAUCAUCUUCGAUAGAUCAUUGUUCGCUUGUUAUGCUGCCAACUUUUUCGGCGUCGGUGGCCAAAUGCCUGUGUGGUUUUACCUGCCGCUGUUGUACCAGGCUUAUUAUGGCAUGACUGUCGUCGAGGCAAGUCUCUUGUUUAUACCAGGCUCUAUCGCCGGUGUAGUUGCUUCCCUGGGUGGAGGAUACAUCAUCAAGAGGACCGGCCGGUACUACUGGCUCACGGUUGCCUCGUAUGCGACGCUGUUUCUCAGCUCCCUGCCCUUGGUGCUCUGUACCGGGAUCCUGACGGACUCUGUUGUGGGCACAACCGUUGGCCUGGCCUUGUCAUCAUUUGGUAAUGGUGCAGGUCUGACAACAACACUCGUCGGUCUCAUCUCCAAUGCGGCAACCGAAGAUGCGGCCGUGGUGAUAGCGUGUUCGUACCUGUUCCGUUCACUCGGGCUGUCGAUCGGCGUGAGCGUCAUGUCGGCCGUGAUGCAGCAAGCCCUGCGCACGCAGCUUGCGGCCAAGCUCGGUGACGGUGACGAGGCCCUGCGUAUAGGAGAGCGCGUGCGUGAGAGCCUCGACUAUAUCGGUCAGCUCGAACCCCAGCUGGCCGACGUCGUUCGCAAGUCCUACAGGUUCGGCGUCGCGGCCGUCUUCAUGGCCAACACCGUCUUUUUGUUCUUUGCCUUGGUGGCCGCCUUUUAUAUCCGCGAGAAGAGGGUCACGAAGUGAGAGAAAAUGAAAGGAAAAUGCUGAGAUAAAGAGAAACGAUUGUUACACACAAGUGCUCUCCCCACCUUCUAGCUGGACGUCCAAAAAAGAUGCUGCUGCAAUGGGGAGCUUUGUAUCUAUUUUAAAGGCAUUUCCCUGCGGGCAUCAUACAACGAACUGUCAUGAGGUAGGGCUCUUUCUCUACUUGACUCGAAAGAAAAUAGGGAUAGGACGAGUCUAGCCACGAGACAAGAUUAGGAGAGGGAGAGGGAGAGAGGGAGAGAGAUUGAAACAAGAAGGUUGCGUCAGUCAUCAAAGAAAACAAAGGCAAAACUAUGCUUAGCAUCAAAUAAAUGGGUCAACCUUAAGCUGCCCAUAGGAUCCAUUCCCCCUUUAGCGCCAUUGGAAAUGCCUUUUUUGGUUUCUGGUCUUCAGAAUGAGAAGGACAAGAGACGGAAAAAGAAUCAAAUAAAUAACAAACAAAAUUCCGCCUCUCGCUAGGUAAAUUGGUCGUCAUCAUAUAUAUGCCCAUCCGGGUUUUGGGUUGUGUCAAGGAAGAAAAAAAAGAGAUAAGAGAAAAAAAAAAGAAAAAAGAAAAACCCCUUUUUUUAUUUUUCCCACGUCCAUCUACAAGUUGAAGCUCCUCCUAGGAAAGCUAACGCCCUCGACUGCUGGGUUGUCGACGAACCAAGAACACCUGUCGCCUGUGCCUUGGUUCACGAGGGCGCACGGCAGGCCAGACUCCUGGUCAAAGAUCUGCUUCAUGAUGUCCUUCUUGCCGCCGCCGGUGGCGACAAAGGCGACGCGCACGCUGUGGGUGACCACGGGCAGGGUCAGGGUAAUGCGGCGGGGCGGGGGCUUGGGGCUGUCCUCGAUGGGGGCGACCCAGGCGCUCGUCUCACGCAGCAGCUCGUGUCCCGGGAAAAGGCUGCAGGUGUGGCCGUCGGGGCCGCAGCCGAGCAGCAGCAGGUCGAAGAUGGGGAGCUUGACGCUGUCGCGGCUGGCGAAGCUGCGGACCAGGGUCUGCUCGUAGCGGUCGGCCAGCUCCUGCGUGUCGUCGAGGACCUCGAUGUCGAUGGCGUGAACGGUCGGCUGGGGGCCCUGGAUCUUGUCCAGAAGCUCCUUCUUGAGCAGGCCAUAGUUAGAGUCCUCGUGGUCGAGCGGCACGGCGCGCUCAUCGGCGAAGAAUAUCUCCCACUUGUCCCAGCGCACCUCGGGCUCGCCGGGCGCCGGAGCGGCGAGGAGGGCCUGUGCCAGGGUCUUGGGUAGAGAGCCGCCCGAGACGGCGACCUUGAAGACGUCGUGUCUUGUUAUGCCGGCGUCUUGGCACUGGAUGACGUAGGAUCGGAGCGCGGGGGCGAGCGCAUCAACGCCCGCAAAGGCGAAAAGGUUGGCUUGCUUGCCCAUUGUGGUGAGGAUGAAUGCGAAGGACGAGGAGAGUGCAAAGAGGAAGAUGAGGGGAGAGUAAGCACAGAGAGGCGAAGGUGCCAGCAGGCAGCGUGGCGAUCGCAAAAGUAGCUGAUGGUUCGUCCUGUCUAAUAUAUGAAGAGCUUUGCGCGGGGCUUUUUUUUUCUCUUUUGAUGUUAUAUGUUGCCAAGCUUGGGAUUAAAAGCUUGAACCGAUAAAACGAAGGCGGGGUUUGGACUAGAAAAUGGUGAUUAAGCGUUUGCAAUUAUGAAUUUUCUUCUUCUUGGGUUGGUAGUGGGUUUUGAGGUGUUGGUUCGAUGGUGGGUAGAAGAAGGAUGGUGGGUGUGGGUUGUUGUGUGUGAGUGAGUGCCUGAGGUAAGUACCACGCCACGCAGUAGACAGCUGAGUGCAAAGGAGAUCCAAGAGGGAGGAAAAGGAGGGAUUUAAUUGUGGGUGCUCCUAGUCGAGUAAUGUAUGGCAAGGCAAGUACCGGGCUGUAAAUAAUAAA
Messenger RNA from Pyricularia grisea, 3779 nucleotides. RefSeq lists its product as uncharacterized. The coding region runs from base 110 to 1885 and encodes 591 amino acids. Lineage: Eukaryota; Fungi; Ascomycota; Sordariomycetes; Magnaporthales; Pyriculariaceae. Gene Ontology annotation, cellular component: fungal-type vacuole membrane. Gene Ontology annotation, biological process: transmembrane transport; basic amino acid transport. Gene Ontology annotation, molecular function: basic amino acid transmembrane transporter activity. The transcript is spliced from 5 exons. The record is from RefSeq and is a predicted model, not a curated record.